AUGGCAAUUACAAAUGAUGAGAACAAUCACUCACCAGCAAAUGAAUCCCCGACGACCAGUGCAACUAGAUUUGCCACAAUCGAUCAUAAUCACCCUCUCUACCUUCAACCUACAGAUACUCCAGCCAGCUCUCUGAUUUCUCUUCAAUUGACAGGCUCAGAUAACUAUGCUAUAUGGAGUAGAUCUAUGCGAAUUGGUUUGUUAGGCAAAAGCAAGUUUGGUUUUGUGGAUGGAAGGUACCCUAAGUUUAAAUUUGUACCUGAUCUACAUGACCUAUGGGAAAAGGUGAAUGCUAUGGUUUUGUCGUGGAUAAUGAAUGCAGUACGACCAGGAUCGCUAAGUACUGUUUUCUAUGCGUUAAAUGCUCACAAGGUCUGGAAAGAUCUGAAGGAAACGUUUGAUAAAGUGAAUAGAUCUAGAGUCAUUCAUCUCCACAGGGAGAUUCAUACUCUCAUUCAAGGAACUAUGUCUGUUGCUGACUAUUUCUCUAAGCUUAGAGACUUGUGGGGCCUAAAUGAUUCUUAUUCACAAGCUAGGAGUCAGAUGAUGAUAAUGUCUGCAGUAGUGCAAGUUGCAGAAGUUGCUGAAGGUAAUGCAAUGUUCAGUAACAGAGGUCUAGUAACUGCAAGGGGAAAUCCCAGGCCUCAGAAGAAGAUCCCUCAGUGUGAUUACUGCCAUUGCAAAGGACAUACAAAGGAGACCUGUUACAAGUUAGUUGGUUAUACCCCAGACUUCAAGUCUAAGAAGAAAGGAGUUACUAGCAACAAUCCAGAAAUGGCCUUUGGAAUGCAGAAUCAGCAGAAUCACCAAAUACCUCAGCAGCUUGUUCAACACCCCACUCCUUACUUUACACAGGAGCCUCCACAAUCAGUAAUUCAGAAGUCUGUUCAGCAACCAGCUCCCUUCUUCGCACAGGAACAGUAUCAACAAAUUGUUCAGCUGCUUGACAAAGGCAUAGAUGAAGGCACCUCUUGCAAGACUGCAGCAGCAGGUACUCUGAUUACCCUGGUAUCUCAAUUUGUUAACAAUAGAUGGAUAAUAGAUAUUGGAGCUUCAAACCACAUGACAUCCACCCUGCAGUUAUUAAAAUCUUGUCAGCCUGUUCCAGAGUAUGAGAGAAACAAAGUACAUUUACCUACAGGAGAAGUAGCAUUAGUUACACACAUAGGAAAAUCCUCUGUGUUCACUAAUCAGGACAUCAGUGAUGUUCUAUAUUUACCGGAUUUCAAGUACAACAUGCUUUCAGUAUCUAAACUUACCAAGGAGUUACAUUGUUUAUUGGCAUUCUUCCCUGACUUCUGUAUCUUUCAGGAUCUCUACAGUGACCAGGGAAGCUCACUGCAAGGAAGUUCAUUACCUACUACAGCUAAGUCUUCAGACAAUGUAGUUAAUGCAGUCAAUAAAGGUGGUGUUAUAGCUGAUAGUGAGAACAAUAAUAGUAGUGCUAGUGUUUCUGGUUCUUGUUCACAAUGGAAUAUGAGAUUAUGCCAUGCACCUAUUGAGGUGAUUAGAAAGCAUGAGUUUCUUAGCAAACUAAAAUCAUGUGAUGAAUCAUUUUGUACUGUGUGCCCUUUGGCCAAGCAAACAAAAUUACUUUUUCAAUUGAGCACUACUGUCUCACAAGCUGCAUUUGAAUUAAUACAUUGUGAUGUUUGGGGACCUUACAGGGUCCCAACAUAUGAUGGGAAAAGAUUCUUUGUUACAAUUGUAGAUGACUUCACUAGACACUCUUGGAUCUGCCUAAUUGUCUCUAAGGCAGACACCAUAUUUGUGCUAAGAGAUUUCUGA
This is a messenger RNA of Nicotiana attenuata, 1788 nucleotides long. RefSeq lists its product as uncharacterized. Gene Ontology annotation, molecular function: nucleic acid binding. The transcript has 5 exons. The record is from RefSeq and is a predicted model, not a curated record. Bases 1 to 1788 code for a protein of 595 amino acids. NCBI's taxonomy places the organism in Eukaryota, Viridiplantae, Streptophyta, Magnoliopsida, Solanales, Solanaceae.